AUGUAAUUUUGCGUUGCCCUGCCGUCCAUGGUGCUCAAAAAUGGUUGCAACACAGUUGACGUCGCCUGUUUAGAAGCUGCGUCCAAACGAACACAGAUUUGGGAAUAUAUUAUCGCCUUCUCGUCGCUGAAGAAUCUAAGACGGUCUGCUGCUCGAUGCUUGAAAAAAUCCAGCGGUAUCUGAGACCAGUUAGAUGUUGUUUUGACUGCCCUCAGAGAGCCACCGUAUACUCAUGUCAUAAAGUUUAUGUUCGAAGUAUCCAUGAACCAUCUGAGGCAUUGUAUACAUUGCCAAAUCUAGCCACCAAGACAAAGGCAUCGAAAUACAGAUCGUAUUAAAGUUUAAUUUAUGCACUUAUCGCAAUUAAUUAACCACAACGGGUUUCCCGUAAUGUUGUUGCUGUUUUGGAGCAGCAACAGCAAUUGUACUCGGUCGCAAUGUGGAAGGCCGUCGAUUUUGAGUAGCGAGGCCUUUUCGUCAUUUAGUGGGGGUUUGUUUAGCGUGGAGACGUUGCACUUCGCCUAAGUGUCACCCAGAUUCCGAAAACAAACUUACUGUCCUCGCCGUGAUAAAUUCGCUGGUUUUGUUCAAAAAAAAAUAAAAAGCGGCGAUUCUUUACCAGCAGUUGACGACGACAAACAACGCAAUGAAAAAUGUUAAAAUCUAUCCUGAACGCUGUCUAUGUACGUAAAAAUCGAUAUAUUCAUUGUUGUGCUCAGCAGUCAUAAAGGAACAAACAAAAUAAUAAUUCAAAGUAAAAAUCCAAGCAAGUUGCUAUAAUUCGGAAAUGCGACCACAUUGAGGUGCGCACUGAUAGCAGAACGCAUUUUCUGUAAGCGGCUUCUAUUUUUGACUACCUAUGUCUUAAUACUAUCAAGUAAUAUAUAUCAACCUGUUGACCACUACUCCAUUACGAAAACAGGGUUCCAGUAAAUACCAGUACCGAACGUCUGUCUACACAGAUUAUGUUCGUUCAUAUAGCGACAGUAGGACUUUGAUGUUUUUAGCAUAUAGAUCCAGCCAUAUUGUAGUAACAGUUACUAUACUCACGCUACGUAAUCAACAAUGAUGGUGGAAAAGCGGGUCGCUUGCGCCCUGAUAGAAACUCUCUGACCUAGAUAAAUUCUAAUGAUGGAAAAGCUCCAUAGAUUAUAAACAGACAGACAAAACCAAGCGAUACGUUCAUAUUUGCCGCCGAUCAAGCAUAAGUACAAACGGGCGUGCACAUUUGGCGGAAAUAAAAACACCAAUCAGCCAUUCCAGCCGGGUCAGAGUAAUACAAUCGGACAGACACGACAUGGUGCGCUAGAUCGGGAAAGAAGUAAGAAAAAAAUAUGAUGUGCUAGUUGGAGGCAAAGCAGAAAGCGGUCGCGGGUAUUGCUUUUUACUUAUGAUGUAUUACGCAGUUUAUAUGUUUUUUUUUUUUUCUGUAGGCAGACAUGAAGAUACCCUAUCAUGUUUGCGAUCGGGAUAGAGUUCAUCUAUGGCGUUGACAACACUAUUCGCACCAGACCUCAGCCCUAUGUACCAUUCCGCAGCUGGCGGUAGCCUUUGUUUAUCUGUUGACGUCCAUUUGUCAGCGGGCUUAGCUCCACCUGGUGUCAAAACUGCGUGACUGCAGCUUAUAGUCAUGCAUGCAGCCCUAUCUGUGAUCUCUAACAUACAUAUCCACAUGGCAAAGACGUGGAAAAACACGGGAGGGCGACUAUCCGGUAGUGACAGCCCCGCUGGUGGCAAAGGUGCGAUAAGAUCUCAGCAACACAAUGCUCGGAGUCCAGCUACUCAGCACUAACUCGAACGCACUCGAGUCGUCUGCUGUCGGUGGUGCGCUGGUGCUGGUUGGGGGAAGCGCCAAUUCGGGGCGCCUCCCUGAGCUGGCCACCGAAGAAGACGAUGACUCAAUGGACUCCGAACGUGCCCUUGAACUUAUCAGAUGUGCAAUGGAGAGUGACUCUGACGUCGACUCCGAGGAUCUCGAGUGGCCUCGCAGCCCGCGACCAGACACAGACGCAUCAAGCCAUCCCGACAACACAGCACAAGUUGAAGAAAAACCAUCGGCCGAUGAGGAGUACGAAACCGAAUUAAAGCUCCGAGAGGAAACCCAUGUUAAAACAGAAGCCAAGGAAUGUGAGCCAGAGGACAGGCUAGAUGUUCUCGAGGCUCAGGUCCAAGCCGAAGCCCAUCGAGAGAGACUCUCUGUCGUCGAUACAGCUCCGAAUAUAGCCGAAUUUCAGCGAAUAGUUGCCGAAAAUGGGGUGUCCGCUGCUGCGGCCGCAGCAGCUGCUGAGAAUCUGGCCGGCGGGCUGAACCCGCUGGAUCUGCAUCGACUCGCUAUGCUCGGACGUUUACCGAACCAAUUUUUAUUGGAGACGGCCAACAUGGCGGCAAAAAUUCAAGCGGCGCAUGAUCAAGCAGUCCAGCAUUCCCUAGUGCACGCGCUCCAUCAUAAUCCGCUCAUGAUGGAAGCUUCUCGACUGGCCCCUGUGGGUUCCGUUGGUCUGGGCAAAAGCUUUCCACGAAUUCCGCUUGGAGGCGUUAUCGGCGCUCGAGAGAAACAACGCCAUUUAGGCGGUCUACCAGCGUUUCCGGCGCCAGAAAAGGAGCCCGAGGCGGCUACACCUAAGAAACGGCGUUUAGGCGGAGGGGCAUCUACCGUCAACCAGAUGAUCGACGACAACGCAAGGGGCUCGUCUGCAUCCGGCGGGCCCACAGAGGAGAUCACCGAUUUAGAAGAACUUGAACAGUUCGCUAAGACAUUUAAGCAGAAACGAAUCAAGCUCGGAUUUACGCAGGGCGAUGUAGGUCUGGCUAUGGGAAAGCUUUAUGGAAACGACUUUUCACAGACGACCAUCUCCCGUUUUGAGGCGCUGAAUCUGUCGUUCAAGAACAUGUGCAAGCUCAAACCGUUGUUGCAGCGCUGGCUGCAGGAUGCGCAUGCCUCCCUGGGUCAACCUGGAAGCGCUCAGGGGCAAGUGGGCGGCCAUGGUACCCACGGGCCACAUGGUCCCCAUUCGUCCAGCGUCGAAGUACAGGUCCCGACACCAGCCGGGGGGCUUCCACAUCCAGCGCACCCUGGACCGCAUGGAUCAUAUACCGGCGGCGUGCAACAGCAUUCGUCCCCGACUGGGUCACUCGUUGGGGCUUCUGUGACAUCUGGACAUCGGCCUCCAGCCUUGGCUGGGUCGUCCCCUUCUCCUGUGUCGACGAACCUGACGGCGGCACAAACGCUUGGACCGCCGGUACUUCCGGGUGGAGGCUCACCAGGUUCAGGUAACGCAGCUAGUGGUACCGGGGCAUUGUCUGGCUGUUUGCCAGGCGCAUUAAGCUCAUCAUCCAUCCUCCAGGCGGACUCGAUUUGCCGGCGCCGUAAAAAGCGAACCAGCAUCGAGUCCGCGGUGAGGGUGGCGCUCGAGCGAGCCUUUCUUCUCAACUCGAAGCCCACGUCCGAAGAAAUUGCUGCGCUGGCCGAUCGGCUCGCCAUGGAGAAAGAGGUGGUUCGUGUGUGGUUCUGCAAUCGACGUCAGAAGGAGAAACGCAUCAAUCCGUCUCUGGCCCUCCAGGGCGGGCCUCCGUCGCCCACCCCGCCGACGGCUGCCCCCAAGGGCGCGCCCAGCACAGGGGCGCCUGCGUACCAUCAAUCGCAGCAACUACAGCAGGGCUUGUGCAUGUCGGAUGCAGGUUCGGCGUUGGAGCGACCGUUGGGGGCCCUCGGAUUGGCCUCGGCGGGGGAGAGCGACAGUGAGCACUCCGAUAGCAACCAUCCGCCGGCAACGAUGUCGAGCAACGCCGGAGACUAAACCACUCUCAGUAACUUGCUUAAGUUACCCAGUUCACUGACAGACUUUCCUAUUUACUUACGUAGACGAACGGUACAGAAGAUGGUCGGGACCAGAUCUUAGCGUCAAUCAGUCACUCAGCUGUGAAAAUCGUUUGUUUCGUGAACAAGAAAUGCACGUCUUAUACAACACCUGUGCACCGGAGCACUGAAUAGAGACAUGACAAAACGGCACCUUGUGCGAUAGUCACCGUCGCGAAAACACCUCAAUUCAGCGCGUAGCUUCGAAAUGCUGAAACUUCGAAAACAUUUGUCAAAGUGAACUUAUACGCUAGAAAUAUUUUCAGUAGAUGUCGCCAGUGAUCUCAUCAGCCCAAAACCUUUAUCAGCUCACGAUGGUGGGAUACGAACUCCAAGCGACGGUGAAAGCGUGACCAGCUUCGGAGCAGGCACAAAGAUUGAGGGGACCUUGUUUUGCAAUUUAAUAUUAUUCCUCAGCUUUCAUCGUGGGUACUAAACCCACGUGCGAACAUGUUUUCGAGUUUCGCUCUAAACAGGCGUAAUACUACGGUCGACUAAUGGAAAUGUAGAUGUAUUUGCUGGGCCUGGUUUCAACAGGCCAGCACUGUGUCAAGACUUAAAGCGUAACUUAUUAAGUUUUGACUUACUAGCUUGACAAAUGACCUUCAUUUCCAAGCUAUGAAGAUGGCAUAUAAAGUGCAGUUUUAGUUAUUAUCCAAUAAGAUUGGAACUAGUAAGAGUUUAUGAAAACAACUUAUGGUCAGCUUCCGCACAUUACGCACAUUUAAACAAACAGUCUGAUUAUGCUUAUUCUAUUUCUUCUGUUCUCUUUUCCUUUCGAUUUUCAAGAUGAACAAGCUUUUAAUGGUUUCGGACCUAAUUUAGGAAAGUUUCCUGUUUAGGUACAGGUUUACAAUUCGGGAUUUCUAAAUAUAUUGAUUGUAUUGACUUAAUGAAUUCGAGUCGUGUUUGUCAGGUGCUCGGUAAAAAUUAAGUGCCACACAUGAGUGAAUAGAUUAUUCCGACCUAAUAGACCAUAUUUAGAGGUCGUAAUUGUAUUCAUUAAAAAUCUUUUACUGUGUGUUACAAACAUUUGUCACUUACGUUUGACUUCGAUGUUUUCACAAUUGUUUUUGCUAAAUUCAUGUUACUCAAUCAAGUGUUUAUGGGUUGUAUCUGGGUGCGAUAAUGAAGCGACCAAGUGAUGAGUGUGACACCUCGGAGCGACAGACAUAUGCGAAAGACGCCAGAACGCGCGCGAAUUUUGUCUUUGGCUUUCUUCAAUUCAACGAUCCCGUCUGUGUAGCCUCAACAUUGCGCCUUCAAUGCAACAAAAUUCGGCCCAUAUUCAGAGGCUCAUAGUGAUCAGCGACCAGCUGGAUGUUUCGCGUAUGACCCUUCCGGUCGUACGUACCCAUAGGGAACAACGACAAAAAGAUAGAGUGUGCCAGUGAUUUUAUGAAUUAAGCCAGGCAAGAUCAACUUCGCGAUAGGCGUAUUGCAAAACGAUUGCUGAAGAUGUGUGAAUAGUGUUUUGGGAUAGAUGUUCGUAAUACACUUUUAAGUUUUGCCCAGAUGUUACCAAAUACGUAUUGUGCUAGCAUCGAAAAUGUAUAUCCUUCAUACGUCUAACGAUGUGAGGUACACGCAUCGUGGUUAAUUGAAGCAUACGCGAUCGGUGAAGCGCUACGGCAUGGAAACGCCUAGGUGUGACAGCGCCUAUUUCCAAUCAUUCGAUAUAGGUUUGAUGGGCCAUGGCGGCGGGUUGAAAUAGGUGUAGUCCAAAAGCACGAUAGAUAUAUAUAUAUAUAUAUAUACACAUUGCAAAGGAAUCUUCAACGCAGUCGUGUAAAACAGUCCUUUUGUCCUGUAAUGUCAGGCUGAUAUCUAUGCGGGUAUUUUACUAUUGCUACUAGAAUGAUAAAAAGGGCAUAUUUAGCCGAAGAAAUACAGAAAUAGAGAUACAACGCUUUGAGUGAUUAGGGAUAUUGUCCGUGACAAAGUGGAAGGUGGAAAACUAAUGUACACCAUCUGAUUAGAUAUGACGGACGCCGUUAGAGAUAGUGAUCAUGAUGCAAUUUAUGAUAACAAGAUCGGAAUUUAACAACGUGUUUCGGAGCGCACUAGCGACAUUGCCAUCGAUCACCAUACGCAAAUUAACCCACACCUGUAUAUAUACAUAUAUGAGAGAAAUAUGUGUAUAUAAAUGAAAUACCUAUCUAUGGGCAUAUAAUAAUUGCAUUAAGUUAUUUGUGCAUAGCUGUAUGUGUACAUGUGUGCAGCAAAGGGAUACUGUAUAAAUAUUAUUUAUAUGCAUAUGUAUUUGCUAUAGUUCCUGGUGGUGACCCAUCCCAGUACGGUAAACUGUACCGCGUCCAACGCCAUUAUCUACGGCUUUGCUAAACAGCAAAUAUUGAGCUUACGAUGGCGCAGAAACUAUGGCAGCAAUCCGGUCACAAUAACCAUGGCAACAGCAAUUGUUUCUAUUGCUCCCAUCACCGGAGGGAUUUUAGACUAGAUAUUGUGGGAGCUAGAGAAAAUUAGGUGUCGGUGAUACUCUAGAAAAAGGACGUAACACAGCAUCCCCUAUGUACCAGUUUUCCUUAAAUAUCCUCGUUGAAUACCAUCGCUCGAUAUACUGAAAUCAAAAUGAACUUCGAUUUAGUUUAGCUGUAUCCUAAGCGUGUGCAAAAAAUUCUAGCCGAGCCGUGCGAAAACCUCAAUGGAGGCCUCAACUACCUCAUCUAGGUAUGGUGAUCUGAAACAGCGAUUGACGAUACACUAUACAAGCAUAAAAUAUAUACAUGUACGAAUACACACUGCAAAAUAUAUCAGUAUGUGGGAGCAUAGACCUGAGAGUACCCCCAUAACAAUGAAACCGGUGUUAGUUAUAUAUAUAUAUAUAUAUAUAUAUAUAAAGAAAGAAAGAAAGAAAGAAAGAGAGCGAGCGAGAGA
This is a messenger RNA of Varroa destructor (honeybee mite), 6751 nucleotides long. RefSeq lists its product as uncharacterized. Gene Ontology annotation, biological process: regulation of transcription by RNA polymerase II. The record is from RefSeq and is a predicted model, not a curated record. Gene Ontology annotation, molecular function: DNA-binding transcription factor activity, RNA polymerase II-specific; RNA polymerase II cis-regulatory region sequence-specific DNA binding. NCBI's taxonomy places the organism in Eukaryota, Metazoa, Arthropoda, Arachnida, Mesostigmata, Varroidae.